Aptenodytes forsteri (emperor penguin) is the source of this 2079-nucleotide messenger RNA. It is a transcript of the gene ATP23, whose product is annotated as ATP23 metallopeptidase and ATP synthase assembly factor homolog. The record is from RefSeq and is a predicted model, not a curated record. Gene Ontology annotation, molecular function: metalloendopeptidase activity. Gene Ontology annotation, biological process: mitochondrial protein processing; mitochondrial proton-transporting ATP synthase complex assembly. The transcript is spliced from 6 exons. NCBI's taxonomy places the organism in Eukaryota, Metazoa, Chordata, Aves, Sphenisciformes, Spheniscidae. The coding region runs from base 194 to 718 and encodes 174 amino acids. Gene Ontology annotation, cellular component: extrinsic component of mitochondrial inner membrane.
GGCCCGAGCAGUUGGCGGGAUGGGCCUGCUGCUUGAUGAACACGCCGAUUUUGGUUAAGACGAAGAAAAUACAAUUUCAAAAGUGGCUGUGUGCUUUUUUUCCUAGCAGAAGGUCCUUCUGUACUUCUUUCUCUUGAAAAUUUGAGAGGAUUUCUCGAUUUCUGAUCCAUAUGCUCAACUUCUUCUUGAGGCUAUGAAGCAAUCUGGUUGCACUGUCUUCAAUGACCGGCACUUUUCUUGUGAAACCUGUGAUGGCUGUGUCAGUGGAGGUUUUGAUUCUGCCACAUCUCAGAUUGUUCUGUGUCAGAACAACAUUCGCCACCAAUCCCAUAUGAACCGGGUGGUCACACAUGAAUUGAUUCAUGCUUUUGAUCACUGCCGUGCACAUGUUGACUGGUUUAAAAAUGUCAAACACUUAGCAUGUUCAGAGAUUAGAGCUGCUAAUCUCAGUGGAGACUGUACACUGAUGAAUGAAAUAGCCAGGUUUAAAUUUGGAUUAAAAGGACACCAUCAGACUUGUGUACGAGACAGAGCAAUUCGUUCCAUUCUGGCUGUUAGAAAAGUUAGCAAAGAAACGGCAGAAAAAGCUGUGGAUGAAGUUUUUGAUGCCUGCUUCAAUGAUCUGGAACCUUUUGGAAGAAUUCCACACAGUAAAACAGAUGCAAAACGUGCUUACAGAGACUUUCAGAACAGAGAUCGCUAUAAUGCUAAUUUGUAAAGGAAAAAAACAUGAAAAAAUGUUACUGUCUGAUUGUUCUGUAACAUCUGGAGUUACAGUCUACGCACACAGUGCUGGUGGAAAAGACAAUUCUAUCAAAUGUAUCAGUUAAUUUUGUAAACUUUUCCCAGGAGCCAACUUCCAUGGAAGUAAACAAAGUAAAUGAACAAGGCUGAAAAAUGUGUUUCCUCACCUGUUAUUCCAGUAAGAUAAUUUAGUACACCAAAUGACUUGUCAAAUAAUGAUCUGCACAUUUCAAUGCACAUUUAAUUCUGCUCAGUCUGACUAGGACUUGGUUUCUAAAAGUUUUGUUGUUACUGAAUAAAUCUUUUCAUAAAAUCUUUACAUUUCCACCAUCUUUGAUACACAGUCAUAAACUUGAUGAUCUUCAUCACUCCAUUUUAAAAGAUGGGCACCUGAACCACAGCUCUUGGGUCUAGAUCUAAUAACUAUGGCUAAACCCAAAAUUUAAUAAACUGCCACAUUAGUUUUUGAGCAUCUCCUGAAAUUCUUGGAAUUCCAGCUGAUCUAAUGGUAACUUCACAGGUACAUUAAACCCUUGGGCUUUUUAGGAAUUUGACUGACAAUUCUGCUUACCAGAUCAAACCUACAAGCUAGACAAGCAUUGGUGAGAGUGUCUACCAGGUUGAGCUUUGCUCAAAAUGUUGGUGUAGCUUAUGGUCUUCUUCCUAUACUUGUUAGGUAGGUAAGUCCAUCUGAGGAAAGCAAGAAGCUGCUAGCUUCAUCCUAAGUCUGAGAGAAGCUGUCUCAUACCUUAUAUUUGGAAAUAACAGAGGAUUUAUUGUCAUGGGUGCAAGAGAACCACGUUUUCCUCUCAUUCUUGAAAUUAAAGGUGUGAUUCAACCACAGGUAGGGUUCACUGACGUAAUGGAGAUGUGGGUCCCCAGUCAAAGGUUUGUAGGCAUAGCUGCUGUAACAGUUACUGGAUCCAGACUCAAGUGGGAAAUUUAGUUCCACAAAAGAUUAAAUGGUGCCCCGAUUUGUUACUGUUUCAUACGAAGUGCAAAACAUUUUAGACAGGCUUUCAACUUCAUAGGAUGUCAAGGUCUGAGUAGUGGUGGUGGUGUCAGUUUUCCCAUGUCAAGUGGUUCACAGCUGCAGAAGCAUAGAAUUGCUGAGGUUGGAAGGGACCUCUGGAGACACAACUGUUUCAACCAUGCUGCACAGAGAAGCGUCAACUAAAGCAUGUUCCUGAGGAGCGUGUCUAGUUGGGUUUUGAAUAUCUCUAAGGAUGGAGACUCUACAGCCUCUUGAGAUAACCUGUUCCAGCAUUUGGUCGCCCUUGCAGGUUUGGGGUUUUUUUCCUCCUUGUGUGUAAAUGGAGUUUCCUGUGUUUCAUU